AUGUAUGAUCUAAUCGGCGUUGAUAAUCAUUUUGGCACCCUUGGUGGCGGACAUUACACCGCUUCUGCUAAAAGCUUUGUUGAUGGCAACUGGUAUGAGUUUAAUGAUUCUCAUGUGUCGAGGAAAGGCCUCAACUCCAUCGUUACGAACCACGCAUACCUCUUGUUCUACCGCCGGCGUUCAGAUCACCCUUUAGGCGGGCCGUAUCUAGCCAAGGUGACAGAAGCGGCGUACCAAAAAAACGCAGCAGACUCUGAUUCCCCCGAAGACUCCGAUGGGAACUCGGGGGAAGGCAAGCGCCUCGACGGCUCCUCCCGCAAUGGGUCGUCGAGCGCUUUAGCCGAAGCCGCAGCAGCUCACCAAGCGGGAGAUGGUGGUUUGCAGGGCGAAAUCCUCAACCAUAGUAACGCAGACGAUGAUCCGCCGGAAUACCUGGACAUUGCGCGGGGCGGAGAGACUGUCCUUGAACGCGGCGAUGGCAUAGAAGGCAUGGAGAUCGAUGGGUAUGAACGAUACGGCGCCGGCCCCAUGUCGUAUAUGGAAGCUCGAUGGUCGUUCAACAAUGUUGGCAAAGAACCGUAUUACGAACCAAACGAAGAUAUGGAUGAUGACUCGAGUGUAAAGGCCUUUGGGUCGGGGAGCGAUCGCGACGGGCAAAUCCGACCGUUGGGCAGCUCUGAAGGACCAGACCCGUUGUUCUCUGGGAUGGAUUAUGAUAAUGGGCAUCUGAAUAUUCUGAACGUGGGUGACGAUGAGGAUGAUGGAAAUCUGCCUGUGGUUGAACUGCCUGUUCCUGACGAAGAGUCGAGCAGCUAA
Uncinocarpus reesii 1704 is the source of this 816-nucleotide messenger RNA. RefSeq lists its product as uncharacterized. The transcript has 2 exons. NCBI's taxonomy places the organism in Eukaryota, Fungi, Ascomycota, Eurotiomycetes, Onygenales, Onygenaceae. Gene Ontology annotation, biological process: protein deubiquitination. The record is from RefSeq and is a predicted model, not a curated record. Gene Ontology annotation, molecular function: cysteine-type deubiquitinase activity. Bases 1 to 816 code for a protein of 271 amino acids.